GUGGAAGCAUUUUCUAGAAGUGCCUUGAACGGACUUUGCUUCUAUGUAGUUUUGCAGAGCAGCUGAUAUAUGACCUGAUUUUGUUACCGUUGGUAUCCGGAUACUGAAGGAGACAUAAGAACUCUGAAUCAGCUCAGCAAAGAUGCAUUCGUGGAAAAACAUGUGGCUUCUUUUCACUGUAAUGCUCUUCUGUAUUUACGAAGGGAAAGGUAAUAAACAAGAUGGUCCGAUUAUUUCCACCAAAUAUGGACAGUUAAAAGGAAAAAUUGUUGAAGUGAAGGGAACAAACAAAGCUGUCUAUGUUUAUCAAACAAUUCCAUUUGCAAAGGCACCUGUUGGAUCCCAAAGGUUUACAGCUCCUGGAAAAAUAGAAUCUUGGAAAGGAGUAAGGGAUGCUGCAACCAUAUUUCCACCAAUGUGUUUACAACCCAGGGAACAAGUUGAUAUUUUAUUUGAUUAUCUGGGAAUUGAAUUGCCUCCUCUGGAGAUGAAUGAAGACUGUUUGUACUUGAAUGUCUACACUCCAGUACCACCAAAUGAAAUGGCAAGCCUACCGGUAAUGGUGUUUAUCCACGGUGGAGGCUUUAUGAUUGGUGGUGCCUAUAUGACCGAUGGUUCAUCCCUGGCAGUGUAUGGAAAUGUAGUGGUUGUAGUAAUCCAGUAUAGGCUUGGUGUCUUUGGAUUCUUCAGCACUGGUGAUGAACAUGCUCGUGGAAACUGGGGUCUCCUCGAUCAAGUUGCUGCUCUGCAGUGGGUACAAGAGAACAUCAAGAGCUUUGGUGGUGAUCCAGGUUCAGUAACCAUUUUUGGAGAGUCAGCAGGAGGUGCAAGUGUCUCCUUGCUUGUUCUGUCUCCCUUGUCUGAGAAUCUGUUUCACAGAGCAAUUUCUGAGAGUGGUUCAGCAAUAAUUCCUGGAUUCUUCAGACAUGACCCACAAGAAGUUGCUAAGAUGAUUGCCAAUUUCUCUGGAUGUGAUACACUCAACUCUGCAUCUAUGGUCAAGUGUUUAAGAGACAAAACUGACGAAGAAGUAUUGAACUCUACAAGUUCAUUGCUGUUUACAGUGCCACUAGUCGCAGAUGGAGUAUUUUUAACAAAAUCACCUGAAGAACUUCUUCUUGCAAAAGAAAUCAUAGAUGUUCCUUAUUUGCUUGGUGUUACCAAUCAUGAAGCAGGCUGGCUGCUUCCUUCAAUGUUCUUGCCAGAAGGAUGGCCAGAGGGAGUAGACCGAGCGACUGUAGAAUCUGUUAUAGGUAGCCUCUGCCGGAAUAUGAGUGUAGGAGAGGAGCUUCAACAGUUCAUUGUAAAAGAAUACUUUGAAGAUAUCGAAGACCCCAUUCAGUUGCGGGAUCUUUUUCUCGAAUUUUUAGGUGACUUAAUUCUUGUUAUCCCAACAUUCAGGGCUGCUAAGUACCAUAGAGAUGCUGGUUACCAAGUAUAUUUUUAUGAGUUCCAGCACCGCCCCAGUAUAUAUGGAGACAGGAAACCAGACUUUGUAAAAUCUGAUCAUGGGGAUGAGCUUGGCUUUGUUUUUGGUAUGCCUUUCUUAACUGGAGAAAUUAAACUGUUUGAAAAUUCAACUGAAGAAGAAAAAUCAUUCAGCAAAAUGAUUAUGAAAUAUUGGAGUAACUUUGCAUAUACUGGAUCCCCUAAUGGAGAAGGUCUCUUACACUGGCCAGCAUAUGAUUCCAGAGAGGAGUACAUGCAGCUAAACAUAAAGCCAAGCAGAGCAGCACACUUUAAGGAGAAAAGAGUGGCAUUCUGGACGGAGGCAUUCCCUGAAAAAGUAAAGGAAAUAUCUGAAAGAAAGAAUGAACGUUCUGAAUUGUAAUUUAAAAAAAAUCGUUCUGCAUUUACUCCAAAAAUGUAUUAAAAUCAAGCCAUGAAGAACAAAGCAAAUUAUGUCAGGACUUCUAGAACACCUCUCUUUAUACAACUUUAGUGCCUUGUAGGUAUGGAAAUAUAUUUUAUAAUCUGUAACAAUGCAUUUUUUUAGGAAACAGAGACAUUCUCAACAAAGAUUGAUAAAGUAACACCAUAAAACAGUGAAUAUUUUGGCUUACAAAUUUAUUAAAAUAUUGACUAUUCUAAUGAAAGAUGUAUGCUACAACAAUGGUACAUGGAAAAUGUUAGGUUACAUUUUCUAGAUUAUGUAAGAGCUGUAUUCCUCAUAACUAUUUUACACAUAAGAUUAUUAUCAUAUAACUGAAGGCCUUUCUUCAUUCUGUUACAAAUAUGAACUUGUAACUUAUAAUUCAUCUUCCAGUUGUAGUUGUGCACUAACACAUCCUGCUCCAAUCAA
Protopterus annectens (West African lungfish) is the source of this 2302-nucleotide messenger RNA. RefSeq names its product carboxylesterase 5A-like. The transcript is spliced from 13 exons. NCBI's taxonomy places the organism in Eukaryota, Metazoa, Chordata, Ceratodontiformes, Protopteridae. The record is from RefSeq and is a predicted model, not a curated record. Bases 143 to 1831 code for a protein of 562 amino acids.